Messenger RNA from Musa acuminata subsp. malaccensis (wild Malaysian banana), 2373 nucleotides. Its product is annotated as amine oxidase [copper-containing] gamma 2-like. Gene Ontology annotation, biological process: amine metabolic process. NCBI's taxonomy places the organism in Eukaryota, Viridiplantae, Streptophyta, Magnoliopsida, Zingiberales, Musaceae. The record is from RefSeq and is a predicted model, not a curated record. Gene Ontology annotation, molecular function: primary methylamine oxidase activity; quinone binding; copper ion binding.
GGUAGGUCACCAGUCCUUCGAGCUGAGUGAUGGAAGGUUUCCCCUCUCCUAAACACCUGCUCCUUCUCCUCUUCACCGCCGCCCUCCUCCUCGUCUCCUUGUCGCUCCGCUCCUUCCCCACCAUCCGAUCCCUCUCGUCCCACCGUUACUCUUUCCGUGGGGGUUCCACCGGAACUGAUGGCUCCGGGGAGACGUUGCACGUCCACAAAAAUCCGUACCACCCCCUCGACCCUCUUACGUAUAACGAGAUAAAGGCCAUCCGUUCCAUCCUCGCUUCCCACCCGGACUUCGCCUCGCCGAACACCUUCCCGUCCAUCCACUCCCUGUCGCUCUUGGAGCCCGAGAAGGCCGUCGUCCUCGCGUGGCGCCCCGGGGACACACUCCCUCCUCGCCGCGCCCUUGUCGUCGCCUAUUCCGCCAACCACACCCACGUCCUCCCCGUCGACAUCGCCUCUCGCAGCGUCCUCCGUCACGUCGUCCGCGCCCGGCCCGCCGGAUACCCCAGCCUCACCCCCGAGGAAAUGGAGCGUGCCACGAAGGCCGCCGCUGCGCACCCGGACGUUAUCAACGCCGUCUUUUAUCGCGGCCUGAACCCGUCGUCCGGCGUUGUCUGCGGACCGCUGGCGUCGGGUUGGUACGGGCCGGAGGAGGAGAACCGGCGGGUGAUCAAGGUCCAGUGCUACGCCAAGUCCCCCAACUUCUACAUGAGCCCGGUGGAGGGGCUCACGGUGACUGUGGACGUGGACACGGGUGGGGUGAUCCGCGUCUCGGACCAGGGGCUUGGGAUCCCGGUGCCGCGCAACAGGGACACGGACUACCGCUACGAGUCGCAGAGGAGGAUUCCGACGACCGAGGCGGUGGCGGUGAACCCGAUGUCGAUGGAGCAGGCGGGGAAGCCUAGCAUGAGGGUGGGGGCGGGCGGGCACGCGGUACAGUGGGCGGGGUGGGAGGUGCACAUCCGGCCGGACGCGCGGGCGGGGAUGGUGGUGUCCCGGGCGCGUUUCCGGGACCCGGAGGGCGGCGGGGCGUGGCGGGAUGUGAUGUACAAAGGGAUGGUGUCGGAGCUGUUCGUGCCGUACAUGGACCCAGGGGAGGGGUGGUACUUCAAGACCUACAUGGACGCCGGCGAGUACGGGAUGGGGACGAACGCCUUCCCCCUGCUCCGCCUCAACGACUGCCCCCGGAACGCCAUCUACAUGGACGCGGUGUUCGCAGCGGCUGACGGCACCCCCUUCGUGCGCCCGGACGUCGUCUGCGUGUUCGAGCGCUACGAGGGAGACGUGGCCUGGCGGCACACCGAGAACCCCGUGUCCGGCUACGACAUAAGGGAGGCGAGGCCGAAGGUGACGCUGGUGGCCAGGAUGGUGGCGUCCGUGGGGAACUACGACUACACCGUGGAUUGGGAGUUUCAGAUGGAUGGCCUCAUCCGAGUGAAGGUGAGUCUCAGCGGCAUGCUGAUGGUGAAGGCGACACGCUACGGGAACCUGAGCCAAGUGCCGGAGGGGGAAGACCUGUACGGGACGCUGGUCGCCGACAACAUCGUCGGCGUGGUCCACGACCACUUCGUGACAUUCUACCUGGAUAUGGACGUGGACGGGCCCAGCAACUCCUUCGUCAAGGUGCACAUGGAGACGCAGGAGACGGCCCCCGGGGAGUCCCCCAGGAAGAGCUACAUGAAGGUGGUGAGGGAGGUGGCCAGGACGGAGGAGGACGCGAAGGUAAAGCUGAAGCUGUACGACCCCUCCGAGUUCCACGUCGUCAACCCUUCGCGUCUCUCCAAGCUCGGUAACCCCUCGGGGUACAAGUUGGUGCCCGGCGCCACCGCUGCAAGCUUGCUGGACUUGGACGAUCCUCCACAGAAACGAGCCGCAUUCACCAAUAACCAGAUAUGGGUCACUCCAUACAACCGCAGCGAAGAGUGGGCGGGCGGCCUGCUCGCGUAUCAGAGCCACGGGGACGACAACCUCGCUGUUUGGUCAAAGAGGGAUCGGAAGAUUGAGAACAAGGACAUCGUCCUGUGGUACACCAUGGGAUUCCAUCACGUACCAUGCCAAGAGGACUACCCCAUAAUGCCCACCGUGUUCUCCACCUUCGACCUGAAACCUGUCAACUUCUUUAGGAUCAAUCCGAUCAUAAGAGCAGCGCCAUACACCGAGGAAGAUCUCCCGGUGUGCAACGGGGUCCAUGCAACGCUCUGAGCAAGGAAGGCCCCAUGGAAGCACGUACGUAAAGAUCUGCGUGGUAGAAACAUGCAAAGGACGUCUACGUAGGCUUGGAUGUUGGUUGCUAUGGAUGUGCAUAAGCUUUACAUUUGUGGAUGAUAAGAUAUAGAUUUCUGUAAAUACCUCCAAUGCACUCGUCGUCUCCUGCAUA